CCGAAGCUGUCAGUGAGCGGACUGUAUUUAGUACGCACGUUAUCAGUUUCACAUGUUAUGCUUGUGGACUUUUUGAGACUUGCCGUAUUCAUUUUUUGUGUGUGUUUGUGUUGGUUUUGUUUGAUAGUUAUAGCUCGAAAGCAAUCUAACUGUGAGUACUAUUACUAAAAAAAUUGUGAACAGAAUAUACAACCGACUUGUUUCCUAAACCAGCAAAAAUGGAUGAACUUAGUCAAGUUUUAGCUACUAGCUUUUCUGUGUCCAGAGAUCCGAACAGCAUAGCUGCAGCUCACCCCCGGUUAUCCCAAUACAAAUCAAAAUUCAGUAGUCAGGACCAAGCUGAGCGAAGGCGCAAGCUUUUAGACCUGCAGAAAUCGAAGCGGUUGGAUUACGUGAAUCAUGCCAGGAGGUUAGCUGAAGGUGACUGGGUUGGUGUUGAAGAUGAAGCGGAGGAAGAUGAUGACGAUGGGGAGAGUGGAGAAAUGGAUGUAGAUUCGAAGUCCAGGAAGCUGCCAAAAUAUUAUGCAAAUCAGCUGAUGCUGUCUGAGUGGCUGGUUGAUGUCCCAAAUGACAUGGCUGAAGACUGGUUUCUUGUGGUAUGUCCUGUUGGAAAAAGAUGCCUCACAAUAGCUUCUAAGGGAUCCACUGUUACAUAUACAAGAAGUGGUUACUGUGUUAACAGGUUUCCCUCCCUCCUCCCAGGUGGAAGUCGACAUAACUCUUCUACAGGGAAAGACUACACAAUCCUGGACUGUGUUUAUAACGAAUUGAACAGAACGUACUAUAUCUUAGAUGUGAUGUGUUGGAGAGGGCACCCUGUGUAUGAUUGCCAGACAGAGUUCCGAUUUUUUUGGCUUAAAUCCAAACUAGAGGAAGAAGCAGGAGGAUUAAAAGAAGUAUCUAAAAUUAAUCCAUUCAAAUUUGUAGGCCUUCAGCAUUUUGCUUGCACUCCUGAUGCUGUUUGCCAGGCACUUUCUAUGGACUUCCCUUAUCAAGUGGAUGGACUUCUUUUUUAUCACAAGCAAACUCAUUACACCCCAGGAAGCACACCACUAGUUGGCUGGCUCAAACCUUAUAUGGUGCCUGAUAUCCUAGGAUUUACUGUCCCAGCUACACCACUGACUGUCAAACCUGAUUAUGCAAAUGACCAAAUUCAGCAAAUUAUUGAACACAAGAAGAACCCGAGUUCUGUAGAAGGAGGUGCAAAAGAAGCUCCAGAAAGUGGACGGUAUGAACUGGAGCAUCUUUCAACUCCAAAACCUAAUUCCCCAAAGGUGAAGAGAGAGAAAGUAAAGAAGAUGGAAACAUAAGCAGCUAUUUCUUGACAAAGAGGGAGCUAGUGCUCAGGAGCUGUGUGGCAUACGUUAAGAAGGUAUUAGAUACAAGGACUGGAGUUUGUUUCACAAAUUUUAGGUGUAGCUUUGCAUUGUGAUGUUGUCCAAAGUAGUAUUCAUGAAGAAGCCACUGCUGAAAAAAAAGAGUUGGUAGAAGCAACUUCAGAAAGUCUGUCAUAACCUACUAAAAGACAUAAAAUGACUGUUUUGUUUACAGUAAUACAUUUUCUACUGGGAGAGACAGAGAAACUAUACUUCCUUUAUUUUCUACAUUUGUUUUAAAAUGGGUCAGUGUUAUGAACUUUAAAUAGCACUUACUGAAAAUGUACAUAAACAUAUACAUUUGUCAAAGAAAAAAAUUUGUAAACUGUCUUGUGGUAAAGUGCAAGUUUUUAAAGCGCACACAAAGUAGAGUAUGUUAAUUUGGGGAGAAGUUAUUUAUAUCAAUAAAGUAUUAGCUCCAGA
Molecule: messenger RNA, 1799 nt
Organism: Protopterus annectens (West African lungfish)
Lineage: Eukaryota; Metazoa; Chordata; Ceratodontiformes; Protopteridae
Gene: SNUPN
Product: snurportin 1
Exons: 8
Coding region: 219-1310 (363 amino acids)
Biological process (GO): snRNA import into nucleus; protein import into nucleus
Cellular component (GO): nucleus; cytoplasm
Molecular function (GO): protein binding; nuclear import signal receptor activity
Source: RefSeq, a predicted model, not a curated record